This is a messenger RNA of Ziziphus jujuba (common jujube), 1698 nucleotides long. RefSeq names its product PTI1-like tyrosine-protein kinase At3g15890. Bases 459 to 1490 code for a protein of 343 amino acids. The record is from RefSeq and is a predicted model, not a curated record. Gene Ontology annotation, molecular function: ATP binding; protein kinase activity. Gene Ontology annotation, biological process: protein phosphorylation. The transcript is spliced from 3 exons. Lineage: Eukaryota; Viridiplantae; Streptophyta; Magnoliopsida; Rosales; Rhamnaceae.
UCCUUCUCUUUGCUUUGGCAUUUCCAAGAUAUUUCAUAUCUUUCCUGCUUGAUCAAUCCUCUUCUUUCCCUCAGCCCAUCUUCAAACCCCUUUGCUAUACAUAUAAUUCCAUCUUCUUCUUUUUUUGCUUUUUUUAUUUAUUAUUAUUAUUAUUAUUUUUUUUUUUUUUUGGGUCUUCCACAAGAAAAAUGCAAUACUUGAGCUGUUUUUGCUGCAUCUCUCAGAAAGAAGAUCCAGAUGAAUCUAGCAGGGGACAGAAUAAAGAUUAUCCGUGGCAAAUAUACUCACUGAAGGAGCUUUUGCAUGCCACAAACAACUUCCAUAAUGAUAGCAAAAUUGGUGAAGGAGGGUUUGGAAGCGUCUAUUGGGGUCGAACAAGUAAAGGCGUCGAGGCAAUCAUGUCCAUCUUUUUUAAUUCCUUUUUGAAUAUUUGAUCAUUUCUUUUGUUUAUUAAAAUUAUGAAAAACAAAUCCUCAGAAUCUAUUAAAAAUUUGAUUACAAUCAAAGAAAAAGGCCAAAAAAAAAAAGUUUUAGUUACCGAUUUAGGCUGCUUAUUGACCAAUAUAUUAUUGCAUGAGCAGAUAGCUGUAAAACGCCUGAAGACGCUGAGUGCAAAGGCAGAGAUGGAAUUUGCAGUGGAAGUGGAAAUACUUGGGAGGGUUAGACAUAAGAACUUGUUAGGCUUAAGGGGAUUCUACGCCGGCGGCGAUGAAAGGCUUAUAGUUUAUGAUUAUAUGCCUAAUCAUAGCUUAAUCACUCAUUUGCACGGCCAACUCUCUGCGGAUUGUCUUCUUGAUUGGCCAAGAAGGAUGAACAUCAUCAUUGGAUCAGCUGAAGGUUUAGCGUACUUGCACCACGAGGCCAAUCCUCAUAUAAUACACAGAGAUAUAAAAGCCAGUAACGUGCUUUUAGACACUGAGUUUCAAGCAAAAGUUGCUGAUUUUGGAUUUGCAAAACUAAUUCCCGAAGGUGUUACCCAUCUGACAACUAGAGUAAAAGGAACACUUGGGUAUUUGGCACCGGAAUAUGCUAUGUGGGGAAAAGUUUCUGAGAGCUGUGAUGUAUACAGCUUUGGGAUUUUGCUAUUGGAAAUAAUUAGUGGUAAAAAACCCAUAGAGAAACUACCCGGAGGAGUAAAACGUGACAUUGUUCAAUGGGUCACUCCCUAUGUCCAAAAAGGUGCUUUUAAUCACAUAGCCGAUCCGAGGUUGAAAGGUAAGUUUGACCGCGACCAGCUCAAAUCCACAGUCAUGCUUGCUUUGAAGUGUACAGAUGGUAGUCCGGAGAAUAGGCCUAGCAUGUUUGAAGUGGUUGCUUGGCUUAAGAAUAAUGGAAGUGUAGGGAAAAGGAAAAAAGAUGUUUCAGAUUUGGAGGAAAAGGCCAUGGUAGAUGAAGACGAAGGGAAAGACAAAAGUGAUACUGGCUAUGAAGGAUUUGCAGUGGAGCAGUACGGUGGGAAAAUGAUAAGGGCUAAAUCACAAAGAAGAUGACUUCUUCUUUUUUCUUUUUUUUUUCUUAUUUUUUUUCCUUUUUUCUUAUUUUUUUUUUUUUUUUUACUUUUAAUUUUCUUUUGUGAAACUAGAAUAUUGUAUCUUUACGGGCUUGGUUUUUGGUUUUUGGUUUUUUGCAAAACUUAGAUGUAUCUUCUUGGCCUUUGAGCUCUUUUACAAUUAAAUUAAGUUUACAACUUUACGUAAG